Candidozyma haemuli is the source of this 1164-nucleotide messenger RNA. It is a transcript of the gene MTM1, whose product is annotated as Mtm1p. NCBI's taxonomy places the organism in Eukaryota, Fungi, Ascomycota, Pichiomycetes, Serinales, Metschnikowiaceae. The transcript has a single exon. Gene Ontology annotation, biological process: mitochondrial transmembrane transport. Bases 1 to 1164 code for a protein of 387 amino acids. The record is from RefSeq and is a predicted model, not a curated record.
AUGUCCCUAUCGUCUGAACUAGCAGCUGCUAUCGAAGAUGAAGACCUACACUUCCGUUCGUCCAGGACGCUGACGGCGCCGCAGAUCCAAGACCCUCGGCCUUUAACCACCACUGGCGAAAUAACCGCUCUCCAGCGUAUGUUAUCAGCAUGUCUGGGUUCUUUCAUCACUUCGCUUGUUGUGACUCCUUUUGACGUGGUUAGAAUCAGAGUUCAGCAGCAGGAGGUCAUGCAGGGGUUCCAGUGUUGUUCUCAGGGCCCCAGGACGACGAAAGUUGCCACAGCAUCUCGAGGAGCUGGAGCUGGAGCUCCAGCGGCAGCGCCAGCGCCUCCAGGCGUGUUUUGGCUAGAUCAUCAUUACUGUGACUCGGCUGAGCGGUGUCCACGAAUCACGUCCACUUUCCAGGGCAUGUCUGUGAUUAGCAGAAACGAAGGACUCACUACUCUCUGGCGAGGACUCAGUUUAACGUUAUUCAUGGCCAUUCCUUCCAAUAUCAUCUACUUCACGGGCUACGAGUAUAUUAGAGACCACUCGCCCAUCAAGGGAGAAAUGUUGAAUCCGCUUUUGUGUGGUUCUUUUGCACGUACCAUGGCUGCCACGGUGGUUGCGCCCGUGGAGCUUCUUAAAACACGGCUCCAGUCGAUUCCCAGCGAAGUUAGGAACGACCAGCCUCGGUCUCAGAUUUUAAAGAACCUUCUUAAAGACCUAGGGCUGUCGCUACAGUCACGAGGCAUCGGUUCGAUCUUUACAGGCUUGAAAAUCACCUUAUGGCGAGACGUGCCGUUCCUGGGCAUCUACUGGCUGUGCUAUGAACUUUUUAAAGACCGGAUAGGCCGAGCCAUGAAGGUGGAUUUUGCUGCUUCUCACCAGGACGACUGGAAAGUCUUCACCACCACUUUCUUAUCUGGAUCCAUGGGAGGCGUGGUCGCUGCUGCAUUUACCAACCCAUUUGACGUGGGCAAAACACGGCUCCAAAUUGCUACCGAAGAAAAACCACGCUCCAACACCCUGAUGUUCACUUUCCUUCGGCAGAUCUACCGCAACGAAGGCAUGGCUGCUCUCUACAGUGGGUUUGGCCCCCGUGUGAUGAAAAUCGCCCCGCUGUGUGCCAUCAUGAUCUCCUCCUACGAGAUUGGCAAGAAGAUCUUUAAGGAUCAGAUGUAG